Molecule: messenger RNA, 375 nt
Organism: Zingiber officinale
Lineage: Eukaryota; Viridiplantae; Streptophyta; Magnoliopsida; Zingiberales; Zingiberaceae
Product: agamous-like MADS-box protein AGL6
Exons: 4
Coding region: 1-375 (124 amino acids)
Biological process (GO): regulation of transcription by RNA polymerase II
Molecular function (GO): RNA polymerase II cis-regulatory region sequence-specific DNA binding; DNA-binding transcription factor activity, RNA polymerase II-specific; protein dimerization activity
Source: RefSeq, a predicted model, not a curated record
AUGGCACGAUUGGUCGGCAACGUGAGGAAAUCCGAAGGAAGAGAGAACAACACCGAGAUCUCUGAUCUUGUGUUGAGGAUCGGGCGGGGGAGGGUUGAGGUGAGGAGAAUAGAGAACAAGAUCAAUAGGCAGGUGACCUUCUCCAAGAGGAAGGUCGGGCUGCUGAAGAAGGCCUACGAGCUCUCUGUCCUCUACGACAUCGAACUCUCCCUCAUCAUCUUCUCCAGCCGCGGCAAGCUCUUCGACUUCUCCACCGCCUCCAGAUACUGGAUUGGGAAGUGCAGAGAAUCAAGCAAGGUCAAGGAGUUGCUUCAUGUGGAGGAAUCAAAACUAGAGGAGGACGAGGAUCAGUUGGCACUCGAUUCUGUGCUUUAG